AUGUCAGCGCGUCGUAUUAUUCUCACUCUUUUUACAUCCAGGACUUGUUCGAUAUGCAAUGAAGCUAAAUUAUCACUUGAUCGUGUAAGAAAAAAGAUUCCAUUUGACUUGGAACAGAAAGAUAUAUAUGAACCCGAUAACAGACAAUGGUUAGAGCAGUAUAAAUACGAUAUCCCAGUAUUGCACAUGAACAAUCAGUUCCUAUUUCAACAUUGGAUCAAAGAAGACAAAUUGGAAAACGUAUUAAGAAAAUAUCGAGAAACUGGAAUAAUUGAACAAUCAUGA
This is a messenger RNA of Ambispora gerdemannii, 285 nucleotides long. The record is from the annotation of a GenBank genome assembly. NCBI's taxonomy places the organism in Eukaryota, Fungi, Glomeromycota, Glomeromycetes, Archaeosporales, Ambisporaceae.